Molecule: messenger RNA, 1476 nt
Organism: Penicillium subrubescens
Lineage: Eukaryota; Fungi; Ascomycota; Eurotiomycetes; Eurotiales; Aspergillaceae
Product: pyridoxal phosphate-dependent decarboxylase family protein
Exons: 1
Coding region: 1-1476 (491 amino acids)
Biological process (GO): carboxylic acid metabolic process
Molecular function (GO): pyridoxal phosphate binding; carbon-carbon lyase activity
Source: RefSeq, a predicted model, not a curated record
AUGACCGUGACAAGCGAAGACCAUCCACUGGACACUUUUCUGGGUCACAAACUCCUUGAGCAACAUCACAUUCGCGAUGCUGAUGAACAGCUGGUGCGCCGUCCCACGACUGAGGAGAUGGCCCGACUUGAAGAGAUGGCCAUACCGGGAACACCUCAAGACCUGGAAAAAGUCAUCGCACACACCCGAGAGAUUCUCUCAUACCGUAUCGCCCUCGGCCAUACUCGAUUCUUCUCAUGUAUACCCUCUCCCGCCUCUCCAGUUUCUUGGUUUGGAGAGGCCUUGACAAAUGCCUUCAACCCCUUUGCUGGCAAUCUAUCGGCCGGUCCAGGAAUCUGUGCCAUUGAAAGGGCGCUGGUUAAGUGGAUCGCAAAUCAAUUUGCGCUUCCACCUACUGCCGGAGGGCAAUUCGUCUCGGGCGCUUCAAUCGCCAACAUGACUGCCAUGACUGUUGCCCGGGAUCAUAAGCUCGCGGAACACACUCGCUCGCAAGGGGUCGUAUAUAUAUCAGAGCAGGCCCACUUUUGUGUGCGGAAAGCACUCCGCAUCAUUGGAUUUUCAGACAGGCAGAUCCAGAGCAUUCCAGUCGAUUCAAACUUUCGCAUGGACGUUCGCAUACUACAGCAAGCAAUCACCUCAGACCUAGAUGAGGGCCUACGUCCGUUUCUGAUUGUGGCAACGUUUGGAACGACCAAUACGGGUACCAUUGACCCCCUCUUGCCGAUCAUCGACAUUGCAAAGUCGCACAAUUUGUGGUUUCACGUCGAUGCCGCAUACGGAGGCGCUGUGGCCUUCUCCACGAAGCAUCGUUACAAGAUUGAAGGUCUUGGACAGGUAGACAGUAUUGCAUGGGAUGCCCACAAAUGGAUGUUCCAGACGCAUGGGUGCGGGCUCGUCCUCUUUCGCGACGGGACUCAUCCACUCAAAAGCUUCGCCGCUGGGGGCGAGUAUGUCCGAGACGUGAGCGUGGUGCGAGAUCCCUCCAAUUACGGAAUUGAACUUACCCGGCCCGCUCGCCAUAUGAAGCUUUGGUUCACUUUACAAGUGCUGGGAACGGAAGCCAUUGAGAACAUGAUCAACUGGGGAAUUGAGCUUGCCAUGCACGCCGAAGAUAAACUUCGAUCAUUGGAUCACUGGGAAAUUACCUCUCCUGCAAGUUUGGCCAUACUCACUUUCCGCUACGCGCCUCCCCAUUUGGACGAAAUUAUGUUUGACAGGUUGAAUGAGACCAUUUCCAAAGAGAUGAUCGCCCGUAACGUUGCUGUCAUGUUCACGACUAUACUUGACGGCAAAGUAUGUUUGCGAAUGUGCACAAUCAACCCGAAUACCACAAUGAACGAGGUCACAUACGUUAUUCAGGUCGUGGAAGAUGUUGCUGCCAGUUGCCUUCAGCAAAGCGCGCACUGUAGAGACGAUUGCGCAGACAAGCUGUCGACCUGCGGACCAGAAAGACGACAGCUUCCGCUACAUUCUUGA